AUGUCCAACGACGAACGCCAUUCCGAACAGAUCGAACGCCCACCACUCGUAUCAGCCCUUUCCGAGUCAGGGCGACGAAUCUCCUCCCAACAUGUCCGCUUUUCAACAGACAUUGAGCGCGAGGAAGAACGCCAAACACGUCCCACCUCCCGCGGCUUAAGCAUCAACACGGCGCUGGCGCCGCCGACCGUGCCUACUGCGGCGCGAUCGCCUACAUCGCCUCUCUCUCCUCCAAAUGCCCAGUCAACACUAUCGCCCAUCUCCCCCGUCGAGCCCGCCGGUCGGUCUCGCUCGCGAAAUCGCGGCUACUCCCUCCGACGCUCGAUCUUUAAUAAAACUAUUACCUCGACAGAGGCCAAGGACGACCUGGCCCUAGCUGAGCUAGGAGAAGCGCGGGAGCCCGAAGUGAACGAGAAGCAUGAGUUGAGUACGGCGCCGACGACCGAUUCUACGCAUAAAGAGGAGGUAGCCACGUAUGUCUCAUCCGAGCCAUCGGAGAAGGCGUUCAAGGACCUUGCCCAGGAGCGAUGGGCCAAGAAGAAUUCGACGAAAGAUGCGGCGGUGGCGCGUAUUCAGGCGGCUCUUACAUCGGCGCAGAAAUUCAUUCUCAGAAUCAAGGAUAUCCCGCCGACCAAGGAUGGCCGACAUCUUGAUUUGAACCCUUCCUUGCCGGUAUAG
Messenger RNA from Penicillium salamii, 678 nucleotides. Lineage: Eukaryota; Fungi; Ascomycota; Eurotiomycetes; Eurotiales; Aspergillaceae. The record is from the annotation of a GenBank genome assembly.